AUGCCGUUACACCUGGGUCCCUUUGUCCGCCGGAGAUCCGGGCUUGUACUCAUAUGGAUCUGCCUGUUUUCCUUCGGAUUUACCUGCAUCGGUGGAGAGCAUGCAGCCACUGUAUCGCAUCCACUUCCUGCAGCCUUCUCCGACCUGUUGCCCCACUUCUUGGUGGAACCGGAUGAUGUUUAUAUCGUUAAGAAUAAGCCGGUGACCCUCACCUGCCGGUCGACACCUGCCACUCAGAUCUACUUCAAGUGCAAUGGUGAAUGGGUUCAUCAAGAUCAGCACCUGAUCGAGCGCAACAUGGACCCGGCUACAGGGCUGCCGGUGAUGCAGGUGAAGAUUGACAUCUCAAGACAGCAGGUAGAGAAGAUCUUCGGCCUGGAGGAUUACUGGUGUCAGUGUGUGGCCUGGAGCACUACAGGAACCCAGAAGAGCCAAAAGGCAUUUGUGCGCAUCGCCUACCUGAGGAAGAACUUCGAGGAGGAACCACUGGGUAAGGAAGUAGCGCUGGAUCAGGAAGUUCUUCUCCACUGUCAUCCUCCAGAAGGUGUUCCUCCCGCAGAGGUGGAGUGGCAGAGAAACGAGGAGCUGAUCGACCCCAAGACUGACCCCAAUUUCUUCAUCACCGUGGACCAUAAUCUCAUCAUCAAACAAGCCCGCCUGGCCGACACCGGCAACUACACCUGCGUGGCCAAGAACAUUGUGGCCCGUCGCAAGAGCUCUUCAGCUACUGUGAUUGUCUAUGUGAACGGUGGCUGGUCUACAUGGGCCACAUGGUCGGCCUGCAGUGCUGUCUGCGGUCGCGGGUGGCAGAAGAGGAGCCGAAGUUGCACCAACCCUACUCCCCUGAAUGGCGGGACGUCCUGCGAGGGCCAGAGCAUCCAGAAAAGUGCCUGCACUGCCACCUGUCCAGUGGAUGGAGGAUGGAGCGAAUGGAGUAAGUGGUCACCUUGCGGAGCAGACUGCACCAUGUGGAGGAGUAGGGAAUGUACCCAGCCUAUGCCCGGGACCGGAGGCAAGGAGUGUCAAGGCCUGGAUCUUCAGUCCCUCAACUGUACCAGCGAGCAGUGCCCACAGACUGCGUCGGGUGCUGAAGAUGUGGCCCUGUAUGUGGGGAUUGUAGCAGUUGCCCUGUGUCUGACUCUACUUUUGAUCAUACUGGUGCUGGUGUACCGCAGGAAAAAGGAAGGUCUUGAUGCAGAUGUGGCUGACUCUUCCAUCCUCACCACUGGCUUCCAGCCCAUGGGCAUCAAGCCCACCAAGCCAGGUGUGUGGGCACCGCGCAGGGCAGCCCGCAGCAAAAACUCUCAUUUACUCACCAUCCAACCUGAUUUGACCACAACCACCACCAGCUACCAAGGAACUUUGCGCUCCCGCCACGAAGUUUCUGGAAAGUUCUCUAUGAGCAAUGGCCCCCUCCUGGAACCCCUUCCUAACGGCUCCCACACACUACACAACGGCAAACUGUCCAGCGACCCCAACGACUUCAUGAAUCGCCUUUCCUCUCAAACAUAUUUCAAAACACUACCGAGAGACAGCAUCAACACCUCCUAUGGCACAUUCAAUUUUCUGGGUGGCCGCCUCACCCUCCCCAACACUGGAAUCAGCCUGCUCAUCCCGCCAGAGGCCAUUCCCAGAGGGAAGAUUUAUGAGAUUUAUCUCACCAUUCAGAAGAAUGAAGAUAUGAGGUUGCCCUUGGCUGGGUGUCAGACGUUGCUGAGCCCCGUGGUGAGCUGCGGGCCGCCCGGUGUGAUGCUCACCCGGCCGGUCAUACUCAGUAUUAACCACUGCUUUGAUGCCUGUCUGGAGAAUUGGGCCAUCCGUCUGAAGAAGCAAUCCUAUGAGGGAACAUGGGAGGACGUUCUUCAGCUGGGAGAGGAUGUGUUGUCAGAGCCGUACUACUGCCAGCUGGAGGAGGAGACUUGCCGGUUGUUCACUGAGCAGCUGGGCCGCUUCGCUCUGGUGGGGGAGUCCCUCAGUAUGGCUGCCGCUAAACGGUUAAAACUACUGCUGUUUGCUCCUGCCUACUGCUCCACGCUGGAGUACAACAUCCGCGUCUACUGCAUGGACGAUACACAGGACUUGCUAAAGGAGGUGAUGCAGAUGGAAAGACAGCUGGGAGGUCGAUUGAUUGACGAGCCACACGUCCUGCUUUUCAAAGAUAGCUACCACAACCUACGCCUCUCCAUUCAUGACAUUCCCCAGGCUCACUGGAGAAGCAAACUUAUGGCCAGCUAUCAGGAAAUCCCGUUCUAUCACAUCUGGAGCGGCUCUCAGCGGACUCUCCACUGCACCUUUACACUAGAGAGACAGAGCCUGAGCACAUGUGAUCUCACCUGCACGCUGUGUGUGUGGCAGGUAGAAGGAGAGGGACAGAGCUUCACACUUGACUUCAACAUCUUAAAGGACAUCAGACCAAUGGACGCUGAUUUUCUGUUGAUGGAAAACUGUACCCCUGCCCUGGCUGGCCCGAGCGCAUUCCAGAUCCCAUACCUCAUCCGACAGAAGAUCUGCAGCAGUCUGGAUGCCCCUUGCCCCAAUGGAGCCGACUGGAGACUACUGGCCCAGAGACUCAAGCUUGAUAGGCACAUGAGUUUCUUCGCGUCCAAAUCAAGCCCCACAUCAGUGAUCCUGGACUUAUGGGAGGCCCAGCACUUCCACAGCGGUAAUCUCAAUCAGCUCGCUGCCGUGAUGGCUGAGAUUGGCAAGCAGGAGGCCAUGAUAUUCCUGGUGUCUGAUGGGGAGUGCUGACACGUUCAGACUGGAGUAGAACAGCCAUGUCUCUGAAUGAUGAGUGGGGGAAGGACGAGGCCCUCGGCCUGCCCCACCAAACACAAGAAAAAUCAAAGAGCAGGGUUUACCCAACUAUAUGAGGCCACUUCCCAAGUGAAUAGGGAAAAAAUAGACAGAAAAAAAACUAAACAAAAAAAAAAACAGCAAGCGCUGGAAAAACCUGGCAGGGCUUUUAGAUGUACUGUGAACUGAGACGAAAUGCCCCUCUCUCUGAACAAAACUCCAUUUGUUUCGGGGGGAAAAUAAAUAAAUAAAUGGUGUAUAGUGAUUUUCAGAAAUGGUUCUGGCCCUGCCCACAGCUGACCAAUACGUCUUUUCUAACCACUUUUAUGUUAGACACAUUGAUAUAUUUAUAUCGGACUGGAAACUGAAAUGAAAUCGGUUGUAAGAUAUCAGAUGGAAUGUGUACACUAGAUAGGUAAGGUGAAUAUUUUGCAAACAAAUUAAAUAUGUGACAUGCAUUUUGUAAAUGUGUACCAUUUAGCAAUAUGCAAACACAUAUCGAUGACAAUUUCCUUUGGCCGCACAUUUCUUACCUCACGGAGCAUUUAAAUUUUAAGAGAAAAGUUCUGUAGAUUUCAGGUCAAAACUUAUUAAUGAGGAUUUUUGUU
Messenger RNA from Xyrauchen texanus (razorback sucker), 3401 nucleotides. RefSeq names its product unc-5 netrin receptor A (gene unc5a). Bases 1 to 2748 code for a protein of 915 amino acids. Gene Ontology annotation, biological process: netrin-activated signaling pathway; anterior/posterior axon guidance. The transcript has 16 exons. The record is from RefSeq and is a predicted model, not a curated record. Gene Ontology annotation, cellular component: membrane. Lineage: Eukaryota; Metazoa; Chordata; Actinopteri; Cypriniformes; Catostomidae. Gene Ontology annotation, molecular function: netrin receptor activity; protein binding.